Lasiodiplodia theobromae is the source of this 834-nucleotide messenger RNA. RefSeq lists its product as uncharacterized. Gene Ontology annotation, molecular function: oxidoreductase activity, acting on the CH-OH group of donors, NAD or NADP as acceptor. The transcript has 2 exons. The coding region runs from base 1 to 834 and encodes 277 amino acids. Lineage: Eukaryota; Fungi; Ascomycota; Dothideomycetes; Botryosphaeriales; Botryosphaeriaceae. The record is from RefSeq and is a predicted model, not a curated record.
AUGUCCAAGAACCCUCGCUUAUCCAAGCCAUUUCUCCCACGGGAGGGCCUCACGCUGGAGGCAAUGUUCUACCCCGUUCAAUCACUGUUCUUGCAACCUCUCCUCACCGGACCGUUGACAUAUCUUCUCCUGGCCAGGCCAGAAUUUGUCAGAAGGGCAAUUCCGUGGGGCGAGCGUUUCGUCUCGAAAAAGAGCACCACGGUGGGUUUCUGCAUUCUGUUCGGCGUCGGCAUCCUGAGCCGGCUCAGUUCGUGGCUCUCGCGAUGGAGCAUGAAUAACUUCGUCCGUGACAAGACCUGGGAUUGGACAAAGGAGAUUGUCGUCGUGACGGGGGGAUCGAGCGGGAUAGGAUUGGAGAUGGUGAACCGGUUCGCGCAGCUGCGCAUCAAGACGAUUAUCCUGGACGUCGUACCACCCAGCGCUGGAGUCUUAGAGACGGCUGGAGUGUUCUUCUAUAAAGUCGAUCUCUCCUCGCCUUCCGCCAUUGCCCUAGCUGCAGCCGAGGUAAAGCUGGAGCAUGGACACCCGUCCGUGCUCAUCAACAAUGCCGGCAUAGGCGUCGCGAAGAAUAUCCUCGACGAAAACGAAACCGAGCGGAGGCGUCUCUUCGACGUCAACGUACUGGCUCACUUCACCCUGGCGCGUGAGUUCCUACCCGCCAUGAUUGAGAACGAUCACGGCCACUUGGUCACCAUCGCAAGCAUGGCGAGCUUCUACACCCAGGCGCAGAACGUGUCGUACGCGUGCUCCAAGGCCGCGGCCAUGGCUUUCCAUGAAGGGAUCGGACAGGAGUUGAGGGUCCGUUAUAAUGCACCGAGAGUUCGAACAACGUGA